AUGAAUUUCACCACUGAACUUUUAAUUUCUGAAUUAAAAACUGCAAAGGAAAAUUAUGUUCAUCUCGGAAGAAGCAUUGAAAAAAAUUGGAAUGAUUUGCAACGAUUGAGAAUUGAGCAAGGCUAUGCCUCCAGAAACCUUGCCGUGCAGAAAACUGAGCAAAGCGACAUUUUAAAUUUUUAUAACCAAUGGUUCGACACAGCUGAUACACCUGUAUAUUCAAUAAUUGCAAGUGAAGAACCACAGAUUAAUAAUUCAAAACCACAGCAUGAAAUUGAGCGUUUAAGUCUGAUAUCUAAAUAUCGCUAUCAGCUAAUAAUUCACUUCAAUAAAAUAAGUGUGUGCAAGACUCCAUAUCGAGCGUUAAAUACUGAUUUCUCCUGUAAUUUCGAUGAAAUUUACAGAUUACGUGUAAGCUUUAUUGCUGUUGCUUCAUUACUGAACCAUUAUAUGGAACCUUUCUUCCUUUUGCAGCAUGAAACACUUUUUGAUUUGGCUGAAUUCAGUCGUUGGGAUGAAGCAUCUUCUCACUAA
Dracunculus medinensis (Guinea worm) is the source of this 534-nucleotide messenger RNA. The record is from the annotation of a GenBank genome assembly. NCBI's taxonomy places the organism in Eukaryota, Metazoa, Nematoda, Chromadorea, Rhabditida, Dracunculidae.